CAUUGUAAAUAGAUUGGUUCAGUAUUGUUUGAGUAAAACAUAGCUGAACAUCAUAUCCGUUAUGUUAGGGUCGCCUCUUGGUACUUAACCUGCUCGACAAGCUGCUAGCUACUAGCUUUUUGGCUAACUAACCUAGCUAGUUAACUUAGACUUAGACUGCUAAACUGACAAGACACCAAAUCAAUAUGUUAACUGCUUACAGCAGCUGUUAGCUGGAUGAGCUUUUUCUAAGCAACCAUAAUGUGGAGACAGGAAAACCAGUCAGCCAAGCCAGCUGCAGGCUGCCUCUCUGUGCCACUCUUUAACCAGAAGAAAAGAAACAGAGUUCCUCUGACAUCUGCUCCUUCUGUGAAUGAAUUCUUUUCCCACAGUGAAUACCUGGCAAACACCAGUGCAGCUCCAUCUCACAGCUCACCAAGUACCUAUGGAGGUUACCAGGCCUCAGGUCCGUUUUCUGGUCCCUCACAAAGCCACCAGUGUUACAGACAGGGUGUUUCACAGUCCACUCAGCCCCAGCAGUAUGAAAGCAACAGACCUGCUCCUGGACCUGCCCCUACAACGAGAGCCUUUGCACCUGUGCCACAUCCAUACAAAGGUGGAAGCUCAAGCUCUAAGACGGGACAGCCCAGCUACCCAGCCAGACAACAGGAUUCCAGACAGAACAAAUAUCAAACUCCCUCCAGCAGUGAGAGUGCACAAACCAAGCCAACACCCCAUACUGGGUGGUCUCAGAGGGGUCAGCAGUUAUCUUACAGACCGCCCGAUGCCACACAUCAAUAUCCUCAGCAGUCUAGACCUUUGCCUCCUCCUGUUCCACCCACCAGCACGCCCGCUGCUCGUGCAGUGCAACCACAAAACAACUCCUGGAAAUUCACCAACAGCUUUGGGCCACUGAGUUCCAGCUUUGAGGGGAAAAUGAGCUCAAAUCAACCUCAGACAACACGACCAACUCAAACUCAGCAGGAAACAUUUCCAAGGAAGCCAGCCCCUGAGAACUCACUGAGGAUCCUGACUGCAGUUAUUGAUGGCAUGAGACACUGGAGCCAGUUCAAAGACAAAGUCCCGUACUUAUUUGAGAUCUUUGCUACUCUGGACUCUGCGGUUACCCUGGGUCGCCACGGAGCUAAGACCUUCCUCAUAAGAGACGGGAAGGAGGCUGUGCAGUGUGUCUUCUAUGAAAAUGAGCAAGAACUGCCCCGUCUCAUCCGUGGUCAAGUUCAUCGAUAUGUGGGUAACUAUGACUGCAGCAGAGAUGUCCUCAUGUGUGUGUCCAUCAGGCCCUGCCUGCCCUCAGAGCUGAGGAAUGCCCAGGAGUCUAUCAAAGCAUGCGAUGCUGAGAUGAGGGCGCUGGUGAAAUCCCUCAGUGAAGUCUGAGCAUGAGUAGAUUUUCAGCAGGAUAAGAUUAAUAGGAGGAAAGUAAAGUAGUAUUUGAUGGCGGUCCAUGAAAGCCAAGCUUACUUAUAUAUACUCUUGUUAUAGGUAGAAGUUCUAUUGGUUUGAAAAAGCAUAUUUGAGGUGUUGAACUUGUCGACCUGUGAGGGACGAUGUUGCUGUUAGUUUUUCGUUGAAUUGACUUGCAUGUUCUGGCGAAGAUGUUUUUGUAUUAAUUUGUGAAACAAUUAUAUAAAAGAGUUUCUGUCAUUUAACGAAACCUUUAA
Molecule: messenger RNA, 1658 nt
Organism: Seriola aureovittata
Lineage: Eukaryota; Metazoa; Chordata; Actinopteri; Carangiformes; Carangidae
Product: spermatogenesis-associated protein 22
Exons: 8
Coding region: 241-1374 (377 amino acids)
Biological process (GO): homologous chromosome pairing at meiosis; gamete generation; meiotic DNA repair synthesis
Source: RefSeq, a predicted model, not a curated record